Molecule: messenger RNA, 991 nt
Organism: Conger conger (European conger)
Lineage: Eukaryota; Metazoa; Chordata; Actinopteri; Anguilliformes; Congridae
Gene: prkrip1
Product: PRKR interacting protein 1
Exons: 6
Coding region: 18-584 (188 amino acids)
Biological process (GO): negative regulation of protein kinase activity
Cellular component (GO): nucleolus
Molecular function (GO): protein kinase binding; double-stranded RNA binding; protein kinase inhibitor activity
Source: RefSeq, a predicted model, not a curated record
GAUGACGUUGUUUGUCUAUGAGUUUGAAAAUGGCGGUCCCUAAAGAGAAAGAUGGUCGACCGGGGAAACCUGCGGGAAAAGAAUCGCAGCCCUUAAUAAUAGCUAAAACCCCGGCAGAGGAGCAGCGGCUAAAGUUGGAGAGAUUGAUGCGAAAUCCUGACAAACCUGCACCCGUGCCUGAACGACCGAAAGAAUGGAACCCUCGUGCCCCACCAGAGUUUGUGCGGGAUGUUAUGGGGUCCAGUGCAGGGGCUGGCAGCGGAGAGUUCCAUGUGUACAGACACCUUCGUCGCCGAGAGUAUCAGAGACAGGACUUUCUUGACCGGAUGACUGAGAAGCAAAAGCUGGAUUACGAAUAUCUGGAAAAAGUAGAGGAGAACCAAAAGCAGGCAGAGGAAAGGACAGCUAAAAGAAAGAAGAAGAGGGACAAGCUGAAGCAAAAGAUGUUGGCAAAGAAAGCCAAAGUGCAGAGUGAGACGGCUGAAGAUGAUAACAAGCCGGCCUCCAGCAGUGAUAAGGAGGAGUCGGAUGGCGACGCGGAGGACGAUGCUGAGGUCCCCAGCUUUGUCAUGGGAAAGAGAUGACACCUCGGUCCUAUGGACUGCAGCGAGUGCAAGGAAGAGGUUCUGAUCCAGCAAUGGCUUGGGGUCAAAGGACAUAUUUCACAGCCUUUGGGGACAUAACCAGCCAAAUGAGUUUGAUGUCCAGGCAGGCUCAAAAAGUCUUUGCCUUCUGUACAAAGAGUUUGCUCUACUGAAAUAAGUUUUGCAUCCAUUUGGUAUUUUGGGCUGUGCUCUUUAUCUCUUGAGAGAAGAUGGACUGAAAACAUUUUGUGGUUUUAAUUUGUAACAUUGAGCUUUAUUUGGUGUUAAUAUUACAGUAGGUCUUGUGCAACCUACACAAAUAAUGCCUGGCAUGCUAGCCCCAUAACUUCUGGGAGUGAAUUAAUUUUGUUUGUAUUAAAAAAAUAAAAUAAAAGUAGUAUUUUCAA